ACCUAAUCAAAAAAUUGAAUAAAGAAUGAAAAUUAAAUUGAAUUUUCUAAUUUAUAUCGUAAAUCGAACUUUCAAUUGCAUUAAUAUAAAAUGCUAUUCGCAAUCAAAAAUUUUAUUUAAUAAAUUAAAUAUCAAUUCGAAUAAUUGGAAAGACCAACUUGAUAAGACGAUGCAAAUUUUCCCAAAUUUUAUAACAGUUGAAGAAGAAAUAUCUUUAACUGAAGAAAUUGAUUCUUAUAUAAAAAGAUUACGAUAUGAACAAUCGCAUUGGGAUGAUGCAAUACAUAAUUAUAGAGAGACGGAAAAAAGUAAAUGGAAUGAAAAAAAUAUAAAAAUAAUAGAUAGAAUUCGGAAAAAAGCAUUUGCCAAAGAAAUAUCUCAUAUUCCAUUAAUACACAUUUUAGAUUUAGCAUCUGAAGGAUGGAUAAAACCACAUGUUGAUAGUAUAAAAUUCUGUGGAGAAAUUAUUGCUGGUUUAAGUUUGUUAACAGAUAGUGUAAUGAGAUUAAAAAUGGUUGAUAAUGAAUUAUUAUACAAAGAUUUUUUAUUAUCAAGAAGAUCCUUAUACAUAAUGAGUGGCAUUGCUAGAUAUAAUUAUACACAUGAAAUUUUAAAAAAUAAAGAAUCCUUUUUUAAAGGACAAUAUAUAUUAAAAGAUAGACGUAUUUCAAUAAUAUGUAGGAGUCAACCAAAUCAUAAUUAUAAACAAUAUUAAUUCUGCAAUGAUAUACUUUUUUAUAUUUUCAAUUCAGUGAAUGAUACACUAUAGUUUUCUAAAUAUGUUUACAUCAUGUAAAGAAUUUUAGAAAAUAUUAUUGAUAUACUUUAAAAUAUCUAUUUUU
This is a messenger RNA of Apis florea (little honeybee), 842 nucleotides long. RefSeq names its product RNA demethylase ALKBH7, mitochondrial. Gene Ontology annotation, biological process: DNA damage response; fatty acid metabolic process. The record is from RefSeq and is a predicted model, not a curated record. Gene Ontology annotation, cellular component: mitochondrial matrix. Lineage: Eukaryota; Metazoa; Arthropoda; Insecta; Hymenoptera; Apidae.